This is a messenger RNA of Myiozetetes cayanensis, 2473 nucleotides long. Its product is annotated as TOX high mobility group box family member 4-like. Gene Ontology annotation, cellular component: nucleus. The record is from RefSeq and is a predicted model, not a curated record. Gene Ontology annotation, biological process: regulation of transcription by RNA polymerase II. Gene Ontology annotation, molecular function: chromatin DNA binding. NCBI's taxonomy places the organism in Eukaryota, Metazoa, Chordata, Aves, Passeriformes, Tyrannidae.
CCUCCAACCGCCCGGCGGUCCUCCAACUCACCGUGCCCUGCCCCCCGCGCCGUUAAACCCCUGUAAAGGGGGUAAAAAUCGCCUUUAAAUUACACACACACACCCCCCUAACAACGAGAGGGGAUCGGAGUUACCGCGGAGACAUCCCCUGCCUUCCCCCGCACCGGCGUCCGUCUCGGUGGUGGCCCCGGCGGAAGGGGCGCCGUGAGGGGAGAAGGAAGGGCGGGACUUGAGGAUCGGCGGACGGAGAGGAGGGGGGAGAGGAGAGGCAGGGAGAGAGAGAGAGAGAGAGCGGCGAGAUGGAGUUCCCAGGAGGCAGCGACAACUACCUGGCCAUCACCGGGGCCGCUCACCCCUUCCUCAGCGGGGCCGAGACGUUCCACACCCCCAGCCUGGGGGACGAGGAGUUCGAGAUCCCGCCCAUCCCGCUGGAGUCCGACCCCUCCCUGGCCGUGGUCGGGCACUUCGAGGACCUGGCCGAGCCGGGGGGGCCCCCAGAGCCCCCCUUUGCACCCCCCUACGGCGUGGGGGGGCUGGAGCUGCCCGUGGGGCUCCCCCCGGGCAUCAUCGAGCAGUCAGGGGGGCUGCUCAACAUGGAGCUGGAGCACCCGAUGGCGUCGCAGUUCGGGCGGCUCCCCGUGACCAUCGAGGUGCCCAUGGGCGCCCUGAGCCGGGGGCUGCUGGACCUGGGGGCCCUCACCACCAUCGACCAGUCCGAGCUCAGCUCCCAGCUGGGCCUCAGCCUGGGCGGCCCCGCCCCGGCCACGCCCGCCCCGGCCACGCCCGCCCAGGCCACGCCCGGCGCCGACCCUGAGCCCGCCCUGUCCCCGGGACCCUCCCCCCACGCUGCUGCCUCCCCACAGGACGACGAGGGAGACGAGUUCCGCAGGGUGAGACUCCUGAAUCGACCAGAUUACCCUGAAAUCGGCCCCAGUUACCCCAAAAUCAAUCCCAGUUACCACAAAAUCAACCGAAAUUACCCCAAAUUACCCCCCCCCCGCGGCCGCCGCCUCAUCGCCGUCCCCGCCCCUGCCGGCCCUCCCCAGCGGCGCGCGGCGGGCCGCCUCCCCGCGGAGCCGGCGCGGCGCCCCAAGCCCCCCAAGAAGGCGAAGAAGAAGAAGGACCCCAACGAGCCGCAGAAGCCGGUGUCGGCCUACGCCCUCUUCUUCAGGGACACCCAGGCCGCCAUCAAGGGCCAGAACCCCAACGCCACCUUCGGGGAGGUCUCCAAGAUCAUCGUCGCCUCCAUGUGGGACUCGCUGGGGGAGGAGCAGAAGCAGGUUUACAAGCGCAAGACGGAGGCGGCCAAGAAGGAAUAUCUGAAGGCGCUGACGGCCUAUCGGGCCACCCUGACGUCGUCGGAGCCCCCGAGCCGGAGCCCAGCCCCACUCCCCUCCCCCAACAACCCCUCAACUUUAUCCCUCUCCAACCUCGAAAUUCAUGAUUUCUGCUGCCAGGUGGAGUCCCCCCCCGGUGUGGAGGUGCUGGGGGGGUCCCCGGGGCGUGCGGGGUCCCCCCGGUGCCGCUGCGUCCGCGCCGGCUGCGCCAACGCCCCCGUGCCCAGCCCCGACUGGGACCUCGAGUUCUGCAGCAGCGACUGCGUCGUCAGGCACUGCCGGGACGUCUUCCUGGCCUGGCUCGCCGCCCGCAACGCCGGCAACAGCGUCGUCUUCGUCAAGUGACCCCCGGCACUGCUGGGGGUUUAGGGGGUCCCCUGAAGGAUUUUGGGGUCCCCCCCAGCAGAUUUCGGGGUCCCCCAAAGGAUUUUGGGGUUCCCCUUAGCAGAUUUCAAGGUCCCCUAAAAAAUUUCAGGGUCCCCCCCAGCAGAUUUUGGGGUCCCCCAAAGAAUUUCGGGGUCCCCCCCAGCAAAUUUCAGGGUCCCCCAAAGGAUUUCGGGGUUUCCCUUAGCAGAUUUUGGGGUCCCCCAAAGGAUUUCGGAGUCCCCCAAAGGAUUUAGGGGUUCCCCAAAGGAUUUCAGGGUCCCUCAAAUGAUUUUGGGGUCCCCCCCUGGCAGAUUUUGGGGUCUCACAGUGGAUUUCGGGGUCCCCCAAAGAAUUUUGGGGUCCUCCCCAGCAGAUUUUGGGGUCCCCCAAAGAAUUUUGGGGUCCCCCCCAGCAAAUUUCAGGGUCCCCCAAAGGAUUUCAGGGUCCCCCCCAGCAGAUUUCGGGGUCCCCCAAAGGAUUUUGGGGUCGCCCCCCGGCAAAUUUUGGGGUCUCACAGCAGAUUUCGAGGUCCCCCAAAUGAUUUUGGGGUCCCCUCCAGUAGAUUUUGGGGUCCCCCAAAUGAUUUCAGGGUUCCCCCCAGCGGAUUUCGGGGUCCCCCAAAUGAUUUCGGGGUCCCCCCCAAAGGAUUUUGGGGUCUCACAGCAGAUUUCGGGGUUCCCCAAAUGAUUUUGGGGUCCCCCUUAGCGGAUUUUGGGGUCUCACAGCGGAUUUUGGGGUCCCCCAAAGGAUUUUGGGGUCUCACAGCGGAU